Erigeron canadensis is the source of this 2313-nucleotide messenger RNA. RefSeq names its product inactive protein kinase SELMODRAFT_444075-like. The record is from RefSeq and is a predicted model, not a curated record. Gene Ontology annotation, molecular function: ATP binding; protein kinase activity. NCBI's taxonomy places the organism in Eukaryota, Viridiplantae, Streptophyta, Magnoliopsida, Asterales, Asteraceae. Gene Ontology annotation, biological process: protein phosphorylation. Bases 1 to 2313 code for a protein of 770 amino acids. The transcript has 10 exons.
AUGGGUGGCCAAAUAAUACUAGUGAGCAUAGAGGCUGAUAAAGAGAUUACGGAUUAUGCACUUGAAUGGGCAGUUCAAAAUGUAAUCAAGCCUAUGGAUUCACUAGUAUUACUAGCGAUUCUCCCUUCUCAUGAAUCUAAUUCGUUUUCUGUCAAGACUGCUCAACCCCGUCACACUUCCAAGGGAUUCUUUUCUCGCUUAUUGAAGAAACGAAGUGCUGCAAAAAACAACGUGCUUGACAAGGUCGGAUUUGUAGAUGAUGGACGUGAUAUUCCACAACGAGUUUAUAAUGUGUGUACACAAAUGAUACACCAUCUGUUCUCCCUUCACAAAGUUGUCAAGGUUCACACUGAAGUGAAAGUCGUGGCGUAUACCCCAGUUGGGUCAGUUGCAAUGAUAGCCACUGAGCUUCAUGCAAGAUGGGUGAUACUUGAUCAACGAUUAAAUGAUGAAGCAAAUUGUUGCUUAGAGCAGUACUUGAAUAGCAAUGUUGCACUCAUAGACGGUCCCUUUCACAAGAUCCUUAGAUCAGUGACUUUCCCACUUACCAUGAAUGAUCAAGAGAAAGUCUCUAUGGGCGAUAUGCUAGGCUCUUUUCCAUCCUACAAUCAAGUUAACAACACAAGUCUUACAGUGUCAGAUUUCACUCCAAGCUCAAUUAACACACAAAACGCUUCAUCGUUUUAUUCGACUUCAUCAUCCACUUCAGCGGGAUAUGUUCACCAGAAAACCAUGCCUCCCCUACCAAAGUAUACGCCUUCUCGUUUAAAGCAGUAUCCGACAUCACAACACUUAAGUCAGACUCAUGGGUUCAGGAAUAAGGUCCCUCUUAGAUCGGUAUCUGGCCCUAUACAAAACGGCAAUUUCAUGACAGAAAAAGAUGAUGGAGCAGAUACAACAAGAAAGGUAGACAUGAAGACGGAUACCUCAACAAAUCCAUAUGCAGCAAGGCAAUCGGUAGACUUUAGACAGUUGGGCCAAAAGGGAAGGGAUCAAAAUGAUUCGGGCCAAAAAACAUUAAGAAGGGUAUCAUUCAGUCAUGAAAUAUCACCAACCAUUGACAGAACCUCGAGCGUAAGAAGAGACAUAUCUCUCGCACGAAAAAAGCCAGCCAUACCUCCGCCUCUUUGUUCGAUUUGCAAGCAUAGUGCUCCUGAUUUAGGUAGAUCACCAAGAAGGUUCAGCCAUGAAGAGAUUGAGAGCGCGACAGAUGGAUUUUCAGAAAGUAACUUCUUGGCAGAAGGUGGAUUUGGUAAGGUAUAUAGAGGUGUUUUGAGCGAUGGACAAGUUGUUGCAGUGAAACAACGGAAGAUGGUAAGUGCACAAGGUGCAGCUGAGUUUUGUUCGGAAGUUGAAGUGUUGAGUUGUGCACAACACAAGAAUCUGGUCAUGUUGAUUGGUUAUUGCAUUGAGAAGGAAUGGCUCCUUGUAUACGAAUUUGCUUGUAACGGAUCUUUAGACAGACAUUUAUAUGGAAAAGAGGAAGGUGAGGUGUUGACAUGGGAUAACAGAAUGAAGGUCGCAUGUGGUGCAGCAAGAGCGUUGAGAUAUCUUCAUGAAGAUUGUCGUGUCGGCUGCAUAAUUCAUAGAGACUUCAGACCAAACAAUAUACUCUUAACUCAUGAUUUUAAGCCAAUGGUAGGAGACUUUGGACUGGCUCGAUGGCAAGCAGAUGGACAAACAGAGGAAGAAACACGUGUUGUUGGCGCAUUUGGGUACUUGGCUCCUGAGUAUACACAAACUGGUUUGGUAACUGAGAAAGCCGACGUUUAUGCAUUUGGGAAAGUCCUUUUGGAGAUCCUAACUGGGAUCAAAGCAAUCGAAUUCUCAAGAACUACUAAGCAGCGGUAUUUUGUUGAAUGGGGACGGAAUUUUUGUGUAGAUAGUGAAGUAAACAUAGAAAUGAUUGAUCCUAAGCUAGGAAACAAGUAUGACGUGAAAGAAGUGAAGAAUAUGAUGUAUGCAGCCAGUUUAUGUAUAAUACCUCAACCUGACAAUAGGCCAAGGAUGUCUAAGGUUUUAAGAAUAUUGGAAGGGAAUUUUCUUCCUGAAAAGCUUGAUCAUCGUCAAGAAGCAAGUUUAGAAAGCUACGAUUCAAGCAGAAAUAUAUUUCCAAAGAAUCAAGAAAGAGGUCAACAUCAGAAAAAACUGAUACAUACUGUAACAAAACUAAGUUCAAUUACACCCAAAUUGGAUAAUCUUCAAGAUGCCAUCUUUAAACCGAAAACACCUCCACAUAUGAGAACCGACAAAUAUGAAGAAUACUUACAAGGAUCACUGCACAAGCAUAUCCAGAGCUUCAGCAAGAAGUAG